Molecule: messenger RNA, 2838 nt
Organism: Clunio marinus
Lineage: Eukaryota; Metazoa; Arthropoda; Insecta; Diptera; Chironomidae
Source: the annotation of a GenBank genome assembly
AUGUCAUUCGUUGAUUCGAUAUGUAUCAAAGUUUUAAAUCAUGCAGCAAUCAUUUAUGGAAAGGGCAACAGAUUAAUUUUGCUAACCGGCAAAAAACAAAUUGUUAAUAAUAUUCAACCAUAUGAUAAGAUCCAUCAUAUCAGCUUUAUUAAACAAAACGAAGAUGCUUACAAAGUCGUUUGUUCAGCUGGAAGAGAAGUUCUUGUUACAAACGUCAUUGACAACAAAUUUUGUGAAAGUGUUUUAUUUAAAAUUUCCGACUGGAUUUCAUCAAUUAAAAUAUUGGAAAAUGAGUCAAUUAUUGUAAUGACAGCUCAUAGCUUAGUGUCUUUGAUUAAAAUAGUAGAAGGAAAACCAAUAAUUGAAACAAAAUUAAGAUGUGAAGAGAAUUCCACGCUUUAUUGUUCACAAAUUCAAGGAUCAUGUUGGAAUAAUUUGACAUUCUUCGGUGGUACAGCGCUUGGUGAACUUCUUGUUUGGAGAAAAAUUAAUGAGAAACCUCACAUAAUUCAUAGACAAUUCCUCCACAAUGGUGUUAUCUUUUCCAUUGAUUAUUAUAACAAUUAUUUGUUGACUUCUUCCGACGAUCGUUCGUUGAAAGUUCACAAAAUUUCAUUCGAUAAUAAUUCGAUGGAAUUAAAAGAAAUUAAACAACUUUUUGGUCAUACUUCAAGAGUGUUUACUGGAAAAAGUAUAAACUUUAAUGACGGAAUUUAUUUUGUGUCAACUGGAGAAGAUUCAAACGUUUGCAUUUGGAGUGAGAACGGAGAACUUUUGAGUAAGAAAAAUGUUUGCUCGUCAGGUGUCAUUUGGAAUUUUGACUAUCAAAAAGAGACUGAAACUAUCAUCACUUGUAGCAGUACUGGAAAGUUAAAUAAAUUCAAAUUGAGAGAAAUUUUAUUCCAAAAGCUCGACAAAAUUUCAAUAAAUUCAAAAGCAAAUCCAGCUAAAAUAGAGUAUUACGAAGAUUCUUUAAUUAUUCUCGACAGUGACAUGAAUCUUCACUUAAAAUCUCCUGGAAAGUCAUCAAUGAAAAUUGAGCAAACUGAAGAAAAUGUGAGGAAGUUUGUUGCAACUGAUUUGUAUGAAAAUCGCUUGUUUCUUGCUGCGAAAAGUUCUGUACUCGUUUAUGAGAUUUCUAAAGAAAGAAAUUUAACUUUUAUGAAAGAACUUGACAUAAAAAAUCUUCUAAAAAACUCAGUUGAUUUAAAUUAUUUAAGAUCCAUUCAUAGUUUAAGUAAAAGUCGUAUUUUUAUAUCUGAUGCAAAUGGCCUUUGUUUGGUGUUAAACAUCGAACAUGAAAGCAUUGAAAGAUUGUUGAAAAUUCCACAAAGUUCAGAACCUUGGACAACUGCAGUUAAACAAAUCGACAAUAUUUGGUUAGUUGCUGAUCGUGUUGGAAAUUUAUUUCUGUUCAAAGACAACGAAAGAGUGGAAAUUUUAAAUCCAAUACAAAAGCUUUGGAAGCUUCAUGGACAACUUGGAGUGACUAAUAUAAUUACACAAAAUGAUGGCUUUAUUAAAACAACUGGAAAUGAUGGCACUGUGAAAACUUUAUUUAUCGAUAAAGAUGAAAUUGAAAUUCGUCAAUGUCAACGAACUCUUGUAAAUUGGAUAGAAAAAGUUUGCAUCUGGAGAGAAAAAGAAUUCCUGCUUGGUUUUAAUGAUAAUUAUUUUGUGAUUGCAAACAAACGUCAAAUAAUUUAUGAACAUCGAUGUGGUGGUCGUCAUCGUCAUUGGGAUGUUUCGUAUGAUAACAUAAAAAAUCUCGUCACUUUCACUUACAUUCAGAAAAAGGAAAUAAAUUCAGUUCAAUUCUUUCUCAGUGAUUUUUCUUUUGAUGUUGACGACGAUGUGCUUUGGCAUGUAAAAGAAUGUAACGUGAUGAAAAUUGUUGAUGGAAAUGUUUUGAUAUCAGGUGGUGAAGACACAUUACUUAAACUUACAUCGUUUGAAGCUAUUGGAAAUGAAAUUAAAUUCAAAGAAAUGUUGGACAUCAACUCACAAAUAUCAAGCAUCAAAACAAUCGCAACAUGGAAGGAUCAAAAUGAACUUUUGAUUAUUUCUGCUGGUGGUCGAGCACAAAUUACUGUCACAAGAAUAUUCAACAUGAAAUACGCGAAAGAAGAAGUUAAUUUCAUGUUAACAAACUCAUUGGAGAAUGGAAAUUCAAAGGAAUCAACUUUAGAUCCUGAGACAAGAUUCACUUGCAUAUCAGUCGAUAAAAAUUCUUCUAAAGUUUACGUUGCAUGUUCUGAUGGAUUUAUAAGAGUUUUAAAUCUCACAAGAACAAAUGACGGGAAAUGUAUGAAAUUAGAAUUAUUUUUAGAACAUUUUUACGGAAAAUGUCUUCUACAGCUUCAUUUAAUUGGUGAAAUUAUUUUAACAAUGGCAACUGACGGCAUUGUUUGUUUCUGGAAGCCAAAAAAAGAUUUCUCUAAUCUAAAACUUAUCAAGACACUAAAACACAAUCAAAGUGGAAUCAAUUGCUUUGAUGUUUUUAAUAAAGGGAAUGGAAAUUAUGUAAUUGGAACUUCUGGUGACGACAUGGAAAUUCACAUAACAAAAUUCGUAAUCGAGAGUGAAAAAAUUGAAGUUCAAGAAACGAUUUUCACUUCUCUCGUGCAUACAGCACAAGUCACUGGUCUUAAAUUUCUUUCCGAAAAAAUCUUUUUCACCACAAGCAUUGAUCAAACGAUUUGUAAAUUAAAAAUUGAAGAAGAAAUUAAAAUUUUGGAUAGAAAGUUCAUUUGCAUUGCUGAUGUCAAAGGUUUUGAGUUUACUAUUGACAAAAUAUUUGCUUAUGGAGCCGGUUUGGAAACUUUACCUGUUUUUUAA